ACCGACCCUCGGAAGCCGCCCCCGCGCUAGCCUGCAUCGGGGCCAUCCUGCAGCACCCAGCCGGGCUGUCCGGUCGUCAGCAGCAGCGCCCGGGCCAGGAUGCGCAGCAAGUCUGUGCCGACAUGGGCCGGGGCUGCGAUGCCGCGAGUGUGUCUGUUCUACUGGACUUGCUGGCGAGGGCAGCGGCGGAUGGCUCUAGCAGCGGCAGUCCACGGACGCAUGAACCGGCGCCUGGGGUGCUGGAGCUGCUGCCCCUCUGCCUGCACAGCCCUGAUACCCGGGCAUCAGUGCUGCGGCACAGCUCCGGACUGCGGGUGGUGCUGGUGCAGGCGGCGCAGUCGGAUGCCCGGGCGGCGGCUGUGCUGAAGCGGCUCGGGGGCGAUGACCAGCUGAAGACGGCUGUGGCGCGGCAGCUGUCGCAGGCGCUAACCAUCGAUGCAAUCUGCUCCAACGACCGGCACGUGGCUUCCCUGGC
This is a messenger RNA of Astrephomene gubernaculifera, 475 nucleotides long. Lineage: Eukaryota; Viridiplantae; Chlorophyta; Chlorophyceae; Chlamydomonadales; Astrephomenaceae. The record is from the annotation of a GenBank genome assembly.